UCUCUCGCCAGUCAAGAUGGAGGACAGUGGAGUGGACAGAUUGUGUCCACAGACUACACAUAUUUCGUGUUUAUACCCAGAGAUCUUGGCACUCAUAUUCAGUUACUUGGAUGUAAAAGACAAGGGUCGAGUGGCACAAGUGUGUAUUAACUGGCGUGACGCGGCUUAUCAUAAAAGUGUGUGGAGAGGAGUAGAGGCGAAGCUCCACCUGCGUCGGGCCAACCCGUCUUUGUUCCCGUCGCUGGUGCGUCGAGGUGUUCGCCGCGUGCAGGUGUUGUCGCUGCGACGGUCGCUGAGGGAUGUCAUCAGCGGCGUGCCCAACCUUACCUCCCUCAACCUCUCCGGCUGCUACAACGUUACGGACAUCGGCCUCACGCACGCCUUCGUCACCGAGUCUCCGUCACUCACGCACCUCAACCUCUCGCUCUGUAAACAGAUCUCCGACUCCUCCUUGGGCAAGAUCGCUCAGCAGCUGAGGAACCUCGAAGUCCUGGAGCUCGGAGGCUGCUCGUACAUCACCAACACGGGCCUCCUGCUGGUGGCCUGGGGCUUGAAGAAGUUGCGGAGACUUAACCUCAGGUCAUGCUGUCUCGUGAGUAAUCAGGGCAUCGCCUACCUGGCGGGGCAGCACCAGGAGGCCGCGGACGGCACCACGGCCCUCGAGUACCUGGGCCUCCAGGACUGCCAGAAACUGUCCGAUGAGGCCCUCAGACACGUGGCCAACGGCCUCCCUAACCUCAAGAGCAUCAACCUCUCGUUCUGUGCCAGCAUCACAGACUCAGGACUCAAAUACCUUGCGCGAAUGCCCAGCCUCCGUGAGCUCAAUCUGAGAUCAUGUGAUAACAUCUCCGACAUCGGCAUCGCGUACCUGGCGGAGGGCGGCUCGAGGAUCACCGCCCUCGACGUGUCCUUCUGCGACAAGAUCGGCGACCAGGCCCUCGUGCACAUUUCGCAGGGCCUCUUCACGCUGCGCUCGCUCUCGUGCUCGGCGUGUCAGAUCAGCGACGACGGCAUCCACCGGAUCGCGCGGACGUUGCACGAGCUCGACACGCUCAACAUCGGCCAGUGCGUUCGGGUGACCGACAAGGGCUUGCAACUGAUAGCCGAACACCUCACCAACCUCUACUGUAUCGACCUCUAUGGUUGCAACCGCAUCACCACGGUAGGCCUCGAGAGAAUCAUGCAAUUGCCUCGCCUCUCUGUCCUGAACCUGGGCCUCUGGCACAAGCAUAGGCGGUGACGCAAGCCCAACCUAGGUCAAGCUAACCAAUCUACCCGCCGCCUCCUCAGCCCUACGAGGCACUCAAGGUCGCCCUACUGCCACCCCUGAUGGCACCGGAAGGGCGAGCGGUCGAGUGGCGCGCGGCGGGCCCUCAUCACUUCUACGGCUGUGCUAAAUAAGAUAGAUUAGAAUUCACUGGUUCUUCAACACUACGUUCCGCCCCGCCUCGACGUGGAAGUCCGGGGAAGCCAAAAAACGGAAAAAAGUGCUAAGUGCAGUGAAAUGAAACAUCGAACAUUCAGAAAAAGGCAGUGUUUUAGUGAAACAUCAUGAAAAUGUUCCCUCAGCUCCCUCCCUGUCAUUCACCCCCCCCCCCUUUAAACCGCCAUGCUGUGCCAUGUGAUUCAUCUUCGGAAAACAAAACAAAACAAUUCUCUCCGUAAAUUUUUCUGUUUUAAGAAGAAUUUAUAUAUCCACAUAUUUAUAUAUAUUUACUUAUUGGAUAGAUACAACGAAAAUGGCAUUACACGAACUGUCUAAGUGUCCAUCUCGCCUUGAAGGUAAUCUUCAAGGUGAUUUGUAAAAAAAAAAAUCCGCGGGAAUCCUUGGAAUUGGCACCGGAUCAGUGCCAAUUAACCCCUCCCCCUUCUCCAUCCCAAGUGUCAAAAAAUCGGGACUCUUGGUAGCAAGUGAGUGAGCAAUGCCAUUGGAUUCUCAGACUUCACUGACAAUAUGUAUAUAAAUGUAGUUCCGUGAUAAUCUAUGUGAUAUGUGUGUGUCUGUGAGAGUGAGAAAACGACCAAGGCUGGGGCUUCACCUGGUUAAUGAAGCCUGCGUGUGGAAGCGAAGUGUGCAUGGUUGUAAGUAUUGUAUGUAUCGUGAUGCAAUAUUGUCGCUUCUUAUGUAAAUAUAGAUUUUAAAGAACUCCCGAGCGAGAGGUUUAAACGCCUUAUCCCUCCUCCUCCCCUUCUUCCCCACCCCCCCUCCCUCACACCUUCACACGGCAUGAGGAAGAGAGAGAAAAAGUUUUUAGGUACCUGGAAUAUGUGAAACCUGAUGUCAGAACUUAGAUGUCCAAAUAAAGUGGAUUUCCAAAGCAAAUGAGAAUGCAAGUGUCAUGACUAUAACAUUUUUUCUUUAUUAUUUUAAAGUUAGUGCCAUUCAAGGGGUCAAAGCCAUGUUAUGUGGGACAGAGCUUUAAGGUUAGGGAAAAAGGGAGAGUUACGCUAAACUAUUCGACAAAAAAUCCGUAAAGUAAACUUUAAAGAAGAGUAAAAACGUAUUGCAAUUUGUGAUGGUCGCGUUACAUCCAAAUUUUACUCCAGACUGAUAUGUUAUCUUGCAGUUACCUCCCCCCUCACCCGCUCUCUCCCCAUAUGCAUCGGUCAGUAUUUUCUAAACAUUUCACUUACAUCAGGGUUGUGUUGUAAACCCAUUUUAAGGGUUGGCGUGUGGCCCCUAAACCCUGUCGACAAUCCUGAUUUCCUUUGGUGUUCUGUGUCCACUUCUGAGAUUACAUAGUGUAUUUUUUCUCCAAUUAUAUUUUUGUGCAUUUUAAGUUAUAAUAUAUAUUUUUCUUUGGUAUGUUCCCCCCUUGCUAAAGCUGUCAAAGCUAUGGGUAUAAGCAAUGUUUGUUUUUAGCUGCACAGGAGUUUUGCAUAAGAUUCUGAGACUGCUGACUGGCCACAGUCCAUGACUCAGUCCAUCAGAAUGCUUACUUGAACUUAAUCUUGAAGUCAAGCGCUCAGGAGAACGGCAAACACGACUUAUGCAGUGAUGGUUUACUUGUACUCCCAAUCAUAAUUACUGAAAUGUUUUAUAUUCAUUGAAUGUCCCUCACUGGAGAAGAAAACAGUCGGACCACACUCGCGCAGUAAAGGUUGUGUUUCACCUUGAUUAACUGUAAAAAAGGCAUGUUUGUUUAAUAGGUUCUUUACAACUUUUGAUUGGCUGUGCAUAUUUUUGCCUAGUCAGAAGCUAGGAAAUGUUUGUAAAAAAUAACAAACAUGCCUUUAACAUCUUGUCCUAUGUCGUUCACGAGAGAGGAUUAAUUAUCAGAUGUCAAGUGUGUUCAAUUAUUUUUAUUUCUGUCGUAUCAGAGUUGUCGGUAUUAGAAUCUUUGAAAUGUCUAGGCAAUAUGAUUUCAUGCUAAGAAGAUUUUCUGCCAUUAUUUUGAUUAAUAACUUGAAUGUCAUGAAAGACUUACAGUUUUUUCUGGGCCAGUAUAGAUGUACUUCAGCUGGUGCUUACUCAGUACUUAAAUAUAUCAUGAAUCUUGUAAUAGUUUACUUGUUAUGCAAUGACAGUGUCACCUGCUCUGAAAUACAGUAUAACUCUGGACUUGACAUUGUUUUUCUUUUGCAUUACGCUGCCGCUGUCAAGUCGUGCGAUCCCAUUCGGGGAUUACAUAAAUCUCCCCCAAACAAGUAAUCAGACUUUGUGCAAUUUUUCUUCCACCCACACUGGCAGUGGCGAAUCGCCUCCGUCAGUGGUGGGCGUUUGCGCACACCUGCGACACACCUGCAUCCGCGCCCACACCUGCCGUAACCCUCUCGCUCGAGGUUCUCACCACUGUCGGUGUCCCUGAGUUGGGAGGGGGAGGGGGAGGGGGAGACGUAUG
Penaeus monodon (black tiger shrimp) is the source of this 3842-nucleotide messenger RNA. It is a transcript of the gene Ppa, whose product is annotated as F-box/LRR-repeat protein 14-like. Gene Ontology annotation, biological process: SCF-dependent proteasomal ubiquitin-dependent protein catabolic process. Bases 17 to 1240 code for a protein of 407 amino acids. Gene Ontology annotation, cellular component: SCF ubiquitin ligase complex. The transcript has a single exon. The record is from RefSeq and is a predicted model, not a curated record. Lineage: Eukaryota; Metazoa; Arthropoda; Malacostraca; Decapoda; Penaeidae. Gene Ontology annotation, molecular function: protein binding.